This is a messenger RNA of Cucurbita maxima (winter squash), 1409 nucleotides long. RefSeq names its product ADP-ribosylation factor GTPase-activating protein AGD12-like. The record is from RefSeq and is a predicted model, not a curated record. The transcript is spliced from 9 exons. Gene Ontology annotation, molecular function: phospholipid binding; GTPase activator activity. The coding region runs from base 257 to 1231 and encodes 324 amino acids. Lineage: Eukaryota; Viridiplantae; Streptophyta; Magnoliopsida; Cucurbitales; Cucurbitaceae.
AAAUUCAUUGCACUAUUAGAUCGAAUCAUCAAAUUAGAUCCGCCAUUGAUCUAAAUUGUUUGGUUUCAUAUCUCAUUUCUUCGCUUUAAUCUUUCAUCUCCAUUCUAUUUCGGAGGAUUUCUUUGUUUUUCCUGUUUAGCUUUUGCGGCAUACAGAAAUCAAAAUGCUUUGCAGAACUUGUUUGUUGGUUUUCCUUUAGUUGAUUGUGGUCAUCUGAAGAAAUCUGGUUUAUGAAUCACUGAGAUCGAAGCGGAGAAUGAGUCAUUUUUCAGGGGAUUUCAGGAGGCCUGAAUCAGCUAAAAGUAGAUUAAAAGAUUUAUUGCUUCAAAAAGAUAAUCAACUUUGUGCAGAUUGUGGUGCUCCUGAUCCUAAAUGGGCCUCUGCAAAUAUUGGUGUAUUUGUAUGCUUAAAAUGUAGUGGUGUACACAGAAACCUUGGAACACAUAUAUCAAAGGUCUUAUCAAUAACAUUGGAUGAAUGGUCUGAUGAUGAGAUCGAUGCCAUGAUGGAGGUUGGAGGAAAUGGUUUUGCUAAUUCAAUAUAUGAGGCUUUUAUUCCUGAUGGAUAUACAAAGCCUGGACCGAGUGCUAGCCAUGAGGAGCGUUCAAAGUUCAUAAAGUCCAAAUAUGAACUUCAAGAAUUUUUAAAACCUAGCUUGCGAAUUAUACCCAAUAACUCUUCAAAGACUCCUGAGGAGCCAAGUUGUUUUCAGAACUCUUCAAAGAAAUCACCACAGGAAGGCAUGGUUGAAUUUAUGGGACUACUGAAAGUUAAGGUGAUUAAAGGCACAAACUUAGCUGUGAGAGAUAUGAAAUCCAGUGAUCCUUUCAUUACCGUGACUCUUGGGCAACAGACUGCGAAAACAACUGUGAAAAAGAAAAACUUGAAUCCAGUUUGGAACGAGGAACUCAUGCUGUCGGUUCCUCAAGAAUAUGGUCCCUUAGAGUUGAAAGUGUUCGAUCUCGACACUGUUUCAUCUAAUGACUCGAUGGGUGAAGCAGAAAUCGACCUCCAGCCAAUGUUAACAUCAGCAAUGGCAUUUGGAGAUGCUGAAAUAUAUGGGGAUAUGCAGAUAGGAAAAUGGUUGAAAUCAGACGACAACGCCCUUAUCGACGACAGUGCUGUCAAUAUCGUGGAUGGGAAGGUGAAACAAGAGGUGUCGCUCAAGCUCGGAAACGUAGAAUCAGGUGAAGUGUACUUGGAACUAGAGUGGAUGCCUCUUGAUCAGUAGUCACACAUAUUAUUGGAAGAAGAGUGUGAGUUUCAUUUUGUUAUUGCUUAUGAAAUGCCUCAUUCUGUUCAAGUUCUUACCGUACUACUAAAAUAGGUGUUAUUCAUAUUGCAAUGAACUAAACUUUGAACCUUGUUUGUACGUAUGGCCUAGUAACUUCGUAUAAUCUCUUCGAACC